AUGUACUCGCAGCGAUCAUCGCCACCGCCACUGAAACGCUCACAUUCGGGUGAGAGCCAGAACAGCUAUGCCAGCGCUGCGACAACAGUAUCGCGCGCAAGCUCCAAGUUACUGUUUGGAGAGAUCCCAUUGACACCUGCGACGACAGUAGAUGGACGAUCGAUUCGUUCCAAUGGCUCCAUCUGCAACCUGGUCCUCUCCACAAGCUCAGUCUUCUUGCGCUUCUGGUUAAACGACGCCUGCCGCGACAACGUACUGGAUCACAUGGAAACUGAAGACCUGUCCAAUUUCCGCCUUGUAUGCCAUGACUUUUCAUCGAAAGCCGCGCCACGACUCUUUGAGAAGAUGACCGUGACCUUCAAGACAUCGACCUUUUCCAAGCCAGCGCGCAUCGAAGCGCUAUCGAGGAUAGGCCGUCACGUCAAGACCUUUACCUUCCACAUGCCACAUGGCCCAGAGACCUGCUUGCCACCCAUCAUCGACCCGUGCACUGGCACAGAGAAGCAGUUCAUCUACGAGCCCCAAGUCCAGACACCGCAACAUGGACCGGCCAAAGACAAGGCACCCAAGUAUGGCAGUUGGGAGAUGCAGGACUUGCUCAUCAAACAGUACCCACCACUGUUCCAUGCCGCGACCAAUGUCCCUGCCUUUUGCGCCGCCUUCUCUGAACUGAUCAACCUCACGCAUCUUAAGGUCUCAUGUCCGGGAUCUACUGGCUCACUUCGACACCGACGAGGUGUAGUCGACUAUGCGCUCAUCUCUCUCCGCAUCGCUAUUGAGCGCGCUCCAUUGUACAGCCUCUCUGCUCUUUCCCUCCACCCCAUCCACCCUGGUGGCCUCUUAUACCUCCACCCCAUGCACGGCUUCGGCAGCACACCAUCCUCAGCCAAGCGCUGGGGUCAAAUCCGUCGCCUCUCAAUCUGCAUGGAAAGCAUACCCUUCAACUCAAGCUCAUCGCGCACCCGCGCCCAAUCUCUAGAACACCUCCGCAUCCUACAUGCCUACCUCGCCACACUCUCACGCGGCCUAACGCGUGUCUUCUUCCGCUGGAAAGGCGAGCGAGGCCCUUCACCCCUCUCACUCGACCGUGAACCUUGCAUGCUUCCCAGCCGAGAGGAGUCCACCCACCCCUCUCUCCGCGGCCAAACCAAUGGUCCCCGCCCCCUGAAGUUCCCUCGCCUCCGUGUCAUGGAACUGGAAAACGCGCUCAUGGACUCCGCGCAAAUCAGCGACUUCAUCACAAAGCACAAGCGCUCCCUCCGCGAGUUCAACUUCGAAGACGUUAAGCUGCGCGAGGGCGACUGGGAUCUCGCGCUUGAACCUCUGACUACCAUCUCAGGGAGUGAUCGGUGGAAGCAGUACCAAGAAGAAGUCAUGGAUGUUCCCAUUAUGCUCUCGCCUAUUGAUGCCGAGCCGCGGGUCAUGGGCCCGUUGCUUGAGGAGGUCGAACAGGCCAUUGAAGAGGUUAGUGGAAAGGAGAGGAGAGAACAUGCGCUGUCGAGGUGGUUGGGUAGACCACGACAGUCAAGUAAGAAAGAUAGCUUCUGGGGUGGAGGCAAGAGGUUCCUGCAUCUUUCGAGCUGGAAAGGCAGCUCGCCUGUCAUGGUCAGGUGA
Messenger RNA from Alternaria incomplexa, 1614 nucleotides. RefSeq lists its product as uncharacterized. The record is from RefSeq and is a predicted model, not a curated record. The coding region runs from base 1 to 1614 and encodes 537 amino acids. Lineage: Eukaryota; Fungi; Ascomycota; Dothideomycetes; Pleosporales; Pleosporaceae. The transcript has 2 exons.